Esox lucius (northern pike) is the source of this 2431-nucleotide messenger RNA. It is a transcript of the gene nthl1, whose product is annotated as nth-like DNA glycosylase 1. Lineage: Eukaryota; Metazoa; Chordata; Actinopteri; Esociformes; Esocidae. Gene Ontology annotation, molecular function: DNA-(apurinic or apyrimidinic site) endonuclease activity; oxidized pyrimidine nucleobase lesion DNA N-glycosylase activity; DNA binding. The transcript is spliced from 6 exons. Gene Ontology annotation, biological process: nucleotide-excision repair; base-excision repair; base-excision repair, AP site formation. The record is from RefSeq and is a predicted model, not a curated record. Gene Ontology annotation, cellular component: nucleus. Bases 315 to 1493 code for a protein of 392 amino acids.
UAGUUCCUUUUCUGAAUUAAUCUGAGAUAGUGCUACAGAAAAGUAUUCAAUCUGACUUGAAAUUAAAUGUUUGGCGACGGGUUAGUAUGAUAUCUAUUUGAACGUGCUUGUCGUUUGAAAAUUAUAGUAAAACCAAGACUAUUAAUUUGGUCACGUUUUUUUAUACACCAACAAUACAUUUUAAAACGUUUUUAGAAAUAUGUCAACGUUUGUAAGUUUGCUAGCUAAGCAAGCUAGCUGAUGUUGUUAGCCACGACCACUCUGGUCGAUCAGACUAGCGUGACAAAAGGGUGUUCUCGUAUUCAUUGUUCAAAAUGACUUCGCCCUAUUUCGCUCAGAACACCGGGGUCAUUACCAGGAGCGUUACACAGACCGGGCAUUGUCUCGGUUUUGCUACGACUUUAAAAAACAUUUCGGAGAGGAAAGUGUCCAAGGCGACUUCGAGUAGGCACGUGAAACAGGAGGAAGAGGAGUCAGAUGUCUCCAGUCAGGCUGGUGGACAAUGUUCAGGUAGUGGGUCCUUCUGUCUCAGUCACCCGACAGUCGUCCAACCCAAACCAGGGCCAGACAAACCCACACCCCUUCUACCCUCAGCCAAGAGAAGGGGCCACGUGAAGGUGGAAUACGAUGAGAGUGCGGAGCCCGAUACCUGGCAGCCUCCUGAUUGGAGGAAGCAACUGCAUCACAUGCGUCAGAUGAGGAGUGGCAGGGAUGCCCCCGUUGAUGUCAUGGGGGCUGAGAAAUGCUAUGACACAGACGCCCCUCCUGAGGUGAGGCGUUACCAGGUGCUGGUGUCUCUCAUGUUGUCUAGCCAAACCAAGGACCAGGUGACCGGGGCGGCCAUGCUGAGACUCAGGGCUCACGGCUGCACCGUGGACGACAUCAUCAACACCGACGACCGCACCCUGGGGCAGCUCAUCCACCCCGUCGGCUUCUGGAGGACAAAAGUGAAGUACUUGAAGCAGACGUCAGCCAUGCUGCAGGCAGAAUUCGGAGGGGACAUCCCUAACUCUGUAGAGGGUCUGGUACGACUACCUGGGGUGGGUCCCAAGAUGGCCCACCUGGCCAUGGACAUCGCUUGGAAUCAGGUCUCUGGAAUAGGGGUGGACACACACGUUCAUCGUAUAUCUAACAGGCUGGGUUGGACAAGGGUCAGGACCAAGAACCCAGAGCAGACACGCAAGGCCUUGGAAGACUGGUUACCAAGGGACCUGUGGAGUGAGAUCAACUGGUUACUGGUGGGGUUCGGUCAGCAGGUGUGUCUGCCGGUCAGUCCUCUCUGCUCAGCGUGUUUGAACCAGCACAGCUGCCCCUCAGCGCACCAAGCCCCCCCAGGCAAGAGGCCUAAAGCUGGGUCACCCCGGUCCCCUGGUUUGGCCAGGGUCAAGCUAGAGCCUGGUUCUCCCCCCUCCGUCAAAAGGGAACCUCCGGAUACCCCGCUAUCCCCAUCUACCCAAAAAAGGAGGUCCAAAGCCAGAACCAAGGCCUCAUGAUGGGAAUGUGGUGGGAGAACACAGUUUAUUUCAACCCGAGGACGGUUUUGUUUCUUUUUUCAACGACCCUGUUUGUUGCAGAACUAGUAUUGAACAAACUCCUGUGUAGGGUAGGAUACCCCUGAGGCUGUACCCCCCCCCCCCCCCUCAACUGCCCGUCAACCGUCUACCAACUCUGUUAUUCUAAACCCAACCUCAGCGAGCAGUUACUUAUCAACAGAUAGAAACACUAAACUAACCAUGUAGAGCCUCCAAACACGGACAUUGGGACUUGGUCAGAUAUGUAUAUAUAACUGUCAAUCCGCAGCAAAGAUGGAUUUUCCACCAUGGUCACACCAUGGGCUGUGUCAGUAAAUAUUUGGAUUAUGUACAACUAACUGUGACCGGUGUUUCUCUUCAGUUUAGGCACAUUAAAAGGGCACGUACCAGUUUUACUUACUCAAAGGGGCAGAAAGAAAUUGAUUGGUUCAGGCGAACACCCAAUCAAAACGGAGGCAGUCCUGAUCAACAUUUCAGGCUGGAUCAAAAGAGCACAUGAUUGUCAUCUCAACCAAAAACUCACCGCUGAAUGUUAGCAUAAUCAAGUCAUUUAGCAUGAACUUCAUUAUUCUCUUCCACAGACAUUAGCAGAAUUGUUCGCCUCUUGAUGUAAUUUGAAGGGUUCAUGAGCGCCGCCUCCACUCCAUUUCGAUUUGAUGUUCGCCUGUACCAAUGCACGUUUCUUUCUGCCCUCAGAACGUUUAAGUAAAACUGGCAAUGUGCUUUAAAGAUGUCUUUUUAUGGACCCAACGCUCUAGCCACUAGAAUACAUUCACAGCUACCUGCUUUGACCCAUAGAAUUCAUUUUAUUAAACCAAGGAGACACAUUGAGACCUAGCUCACAUUUACAAGUGUCCUGGGAACAUUAAUCCAAGAAUAAAACAAAAUUAACAAACUGA